Molecule: messenger RNA, 1617 nt
Organism: Menidia menidia (Atlantic silverside)
Lineage: Eukaryota; Metazoa; Chordata; Actinopteri; Atheriniformes; Atherinopsidae
Source: the annotation of a GenBank genome assembly
UCGUUUGUACAGGAGGAUGGAGAAAGAUGGGAAGUGAGAGGAAAAAACAAGCUGGCCCUUCAGAGCAGAAGCAGUGCAAACGACCAGAGGUGACAGCUGUGCGAAAGGCUGGGAAUGCUAAAAUUAAACGCCUUGUCGAUGACGAUUAUUUAGAUACAAGAAUGCAUGUUUAUUGGGUGAUUUUUAAAUAGAUUUUCAACAGAAUUAAACCAACUUCUUCCUCAGAUGUUGCCAUAAACUAGCAGGGCUGUGCUAACUGUCAUAGAGAUAAACACAUUAUGAUGGGGCAGCUGUUCUCCUCGGAAGAGGAGCGUUCUCGGCUGAAGGAUGCCAUUGGCUCCGUCCUGUAUGACGCCAUGUUGGAAGGUGGAGCCGUACCUGACCUCGGAGUGGUCCACCCGCUCCUCUUAUCCAAUCAGGAUGCGCGUUCAGACUCCCAGGCCGGCCUCCAGGAGCAGCUGACACAGUUGCAGAGUGAUAUUGGGAACCGGGCACCCACGUACCUGAAGGAUCUGAUUGGUCGGCUGUCAGCUUUCUCAGAUGAGCCACCACUGGCCGGCCUGGUGGGAUUAGUGGUCACCAUGGUGAUGGAUAUGGCCUUAACGUCAUCAAAACGAUCGUCCGGAGGGAAAGGGAGGUCAGCAGGUUCAUCUUCAUGCCAGGAGAGAGUUUGGGAGCUUCAGGAGGUGAUGGAGGAGUACUUGAAGCGGUGCAGAAUCAGCCUGAGCGAUAAAAGCCGGUUGACCCAGGACUCCAUCAGACUGGAGGCCCAGUUCAGCCUGAUUCUCACCCAGCUUAAGACCUGCCUGCUGGGAGGAGACUGUAACUCCAGAUCUCUGAGACACUGGGCCUGCGGAGCUGCGUUUCACACCCAGAUGUUGGUUCACCUGGCUUGCCUGGAGGGGAAAGAUGAGCCCCUGUCUGCAAGGGCAGCCCUGGAGCAGUACAAGGAAGACCUAGCCCAGAUCAUACCUGCCUACAGACGUUACAAGUCUAAUACAAUCUCUGUCGGGAAAUGUCGAGGGGGUCUUUUGGCACAAUGUGACCUGUCCAAUGAGGUGCCAGAGGAAGGAGCCAUGACUGGACUCACUUUGACAGACAGGGAGACGGGAAAGAGUGUGACCAUCCCACUCUCCCACAUGGAGACAGCGACAGCUGUCAACCUGGACCUCAUCACCUCAGAUCAGUACGCUCAGGCUUACCUGGAGCAGCUUUUUUCUGAAAAGGGACCUGUGGCAGAUCUGCAGAACUACUUUUCCAAAGCCAGCGAGAGGCUGGGAAUGCAUCGCAUUAACCUGCGGUGUAAAAACAAGGCUGGAGCGGACGUCAUAGACAAGGUAGAGCGAGUAAAUGAGGAAGAGCGACCUGGAGAGUUGGAAGGAAAAGCACAAAGAACAGAGGAAAGACGUCAAACAGAUGAAAAUUUAAAACUGAGUAUUGUUGAGACGCAGUCGGAGGAAAGCAUCGGUUAAAGACUCCACAGUUCAACAAGUGAAUUAAUUUAUAGAAAAUCAGUCCUCUAUUUAAGCAAAAUAAAGACCUAUGCAAAAAAAUGUAAAUCACCCCAGCUGUGUUGUUUUUACUGUGUUAGAAAGUGAGAGCACAAUUUCAAUAAAA